This is a messenger RNA of Amphiprion ocellaris (clown anemonefish), 1500 nucleotides long. Its product is annotated as adaptor related protein complex 3 subunit sigma 1. Bases 200 to 781 code for a protein of 193 amino acids. The record is from RefSeq and is a predicted model, not a curated record. Gene Ontology annotation, cellular component: intracellular membrane-bounded organelle; membrane coat; AP-3 adaptor complex. Gene Ontology annotation, biological process: Golgi to vacuole transport; intracellular protein transport. The transcript is spliced from 6 exons. NCBI's taxonomy places the organism in Eukaryota, Metazoa, Chordata, Actinopteri, Pomacentridae.
UUUGACGUGGAAUAUUUCCGUAAAGAGACGAUGGAGGAGUAGCAACGUGUAGCUCGAAGCUAUCCCGUGAUAACCUUAAACCGAGACGGGAUUUAGCCCCGAACCCCAGUCAGAUCUGGGUUGACCGGAGCCGACGGACACCAGUCUGUGACGGACUGAUCCCUUUGUGCUCCCCGCCUCCCUCCGACCAGCUACAGUCAUGAUUAAAGCCAUCUUAAUAUUCAACAACCAUGGGAAACCGAGGCUGUCUAAAUUCUACGAGCAUUAUAGUGAAGACACAGAGCAACAGAUCAUCAGGGAAACCUUCCAUUUGGUCUCGAAAAGAGAUGAAAACGUCUGUAAUUUCCUAGAAGGGGGAAUGUUGAUCGGGGGAUCAGACUACAAGCUCAUCUACAGACACUACGCCACACUCUACUUUGUGUUUUGUGUCGACUCCUCAGAGAGUGAACUAGGAAUUUUAGACUUAAUCCAGGUAUUUGUGGAAACGCUGGACAAAUGCUUUGAGAAUGUCUGUGAACUUGACUUAAUUUUCCAUGUUGACAAGGUCCACAACAUUCUGGCAGAGAUGGUGAUGGGCGGGAUGGUCCUGGAGACCAACAUGAACGAAAUCAUCACGCAGGUGGACGCCCAGAACAAGAUGGAGAAGUCUGAGGCCGGUAUUGCAGGAGCGCCUGCUCGUGCCGUGUCAGCUGUAAAGAACAUGAACCUGCCGGAAAUGCCCAGAAACAUCAACAUUGGUGACAUCAGCAUAAAAGUGCCAAAUUUACCCUCCUUCAAAUAGUGGCAGCGAGAUCCUGAACCUGCAGAUGUCAGCCAAUGUUUACUGUGAUGCAAUCUGUUUACCAAAACCUCAAAAAUUACUAACUUUUAUCAAAAAUUAUACAUCUUGAAGGUACUGUGUAAUUUGACACUCCUUGUUCUGGUGUUAUAUCUUUGUUUUUCCGAUUAAAGAAUGUUUUUUUUUGUGUUUUGGGUUUUUUCUUCUGUUUGAAAGAAAAAUGAAGUAUUUAUUUAUCAGUGGUACAUUCCUUCUGCCCCACUGGAGAUUGACUCUUGACAUUCGGUUCCUGAAGUACAGAUCUGUGUCAGUUUGUAACUGAAAUAAUUUCACAUACUUUAGUGUUUACUCUAAAGAGAAAGCCUGGCAGAAGAAAGUGACAUUUUUGACAGUCUUUCUGGUUUGGCUAAUCCAAACCAGAGAAAUCAAUCAAGGAAGAAAGUAAUGAAACCAUUUCAAAUCCCAAAUUGAAACAGGUCUGCGACAGUAUUGAAAAGUUAUACAUUACAGAAUAUUACUAUAAUGCAAAAUAUUGCUGAUAUGCUGUGUGACAGAAAUAUGGGGAAAAAAAAAAUAUAUAUAUAUGCUGAAAUGAUUUUUUUCUUAUUUGUAUGCAAAAUAUUUUUAAAUGAUUUAUCAUGUCUUAUCAAAAUAUUCUUAAUUUUCAUCUGUGCAUGAUUUUUUUCUCUUCUUUUUCAACAUAAUAAACUGUCGAAACUCGA